GUAACGUGCUUGAGGGAUUUUGGUUUUGAAUGUCUUGAUAACAUUGACAUGAAGAGGAAUAGUGAUUGAUGGCUACGGCAAGUGAUAUAGAUCUGAGGCAAGAAGGAACUGUAUUUGAUUGCCCAAUAUGUUUAGAAAGGUUAAAAGUCCCCAAAUAUCUCCCAUGCCUACACACAUUUUGUGAACAGUGUAUACACUCAUAUAUUGAAACCUGUGUUGGAAAAUCAAGCCGCAAUGAAGUGCAAACUUUGACUUUUGAAUGUCCUGUAUGUCGACAAAAAGUCGUUGCUCCAGAGGCGGAUAUUACACCAGAGAACUGGGCAAAUAAACUUCCAUUAAACCACCUACUAUUAUCACUUCUGGAUAAUAAAGUCAAGUUGACACCUACCUGUGACCAAGGGAAAAGUGUUUUGUGUGAACCAUGCAAACGUGUCAAUGAGAGAAAAAGUGCCAAGUUUUACUGCAGCAAUUGUGAUGACAGUCUUUGUGAAACCUGCUUUUCGUAUCUUCACAGACGUGUUCCUCAUUAUAAAAAUCAUAACAUUACAGACAUUUCUGCGUCUCCACAUAAAAUAUACUCAAGUUCUGUAUUAGAAGUGGAACACUGUAGCAUUCAUAAAAAUAAGCCUUUGGAUUUUUACUGUCUUGACCAUGAAGAACUGAGUUGUAGUGUUUGUUUUUAUGCAUUACACAAGAAAUGUGUGAAUAUGAAAACUGUGAAUGAGGUUGCAGAGAAACUAAAUCCAGAUCAAAUUGAUGGCAUUUUCACAUCAAUGAAAGAAAAGACAGAAUCUGAAAUUCAGCAAACAAAUGUAAACUUGGAUCAUCUCAAAGACCAGCACAGGAGAAUUCAAACAGAUGUAGUUUGUCUUGUGGAAGAUAUCAAAACCAAGCUAGAUGGAUUGCAAAACAAAUUUCAAAAAAAUUUAGAAGUGACACAUGAAAAUGAAAAGUGCCAAUUAUCAAACACACAGAUGUGUCUUGAAAAUUUCUUAGAAACUCUUACAAGGUCUGCAAAGACACUGAAGGCUACCAGUAAUACAAGUUCAAAGAGACAGCUGUUUCUCACACAUGAGUGGAUAAGGACACAACUAAUAAAAGAUUUAGAUGACAUUGAAAAACAGAACAAGCAUCAAGGUCAUGUGGAAUAUGAAAUGGAAGAAGAUCCAGUGAUGAAAAGCAUAAAGAAUGUUGAAACACUUUGUAAUGUACAUGUAAAAAAGGAUAGGACAAGCAUUAUUCCUGAUUUGAGGAAGGGAGUGGACUCAUUGAAAUGUGUAAUAAAGUUACCAAAACCAAGGAUUUCAUUGAUGACAGAUCCAGCGUCAAUUACUGUAAAUCACAUGGCAUCAUACUGUGUAAAAUGUCCAGAAGAUACGACCACACCCUGGGUCACGGGAGGAGUGUUCUUAGAGAAUGGAUCAUUGAUUAUUGUGGACAAACACAAUCACUCAAUAAAGGAGGUAUCUCCAUCGGGAUCUGUCAAAGUCCUGUUUUCCAAGAAAACAGAAGACAUUAGAGGGAUAUGUCACUCUGGGAGAGAUGAAACAAUAUUUGUUUCCAUGGGUGAAAAUAUCUCAGAAUUUUCAGUCUCUCCAAGUUUCAAAUAUCUGAAAGAUUUGAAAACUGAGAAAAUGGAAUUUUAUCAACUGAUAUUGUUGAAUGACUGUAUCUUUGCUCAUACAGGAAACCCAUGGUGUGUACAAGAAAUUCAGAAUGAUGGAACAAUUUCAAAAACUCUCAACGGUAGUAAUUGUGGGUUUGGAUUUUUUACCCUUUCCUGUGAUGCAAAAACAAUCAUUUAUUCCAAAUCAGGCUCGCUUAUAUGUGAUGAAAUUAAUAGCGGAGAAGAGAUUUUCCAUUGUUCGCAAGUUCAAACGGGAAUUACAAGGAAAGGUGUGAAAGGAAUUGGUGUAGAUAUUUAUAAUAAUAUUUAUGUUUGUGAAUGUAAAGAAGGGUGUGUUGUGCAGAUUUCUAAAGAUGGUCAGCAAAUCAGAAGAAUUUUACCAGCUCUGCAUGUUAUCAAGAAACCAUAUGCACUCUGUUUUGAUAAGAAUGGGAAGAGAUUUUUUGUUAGCUCAUGGCUAGAGUAUCAUGGUAUGGUUGAAGUGUAUGAAUUAAAAUUUUGAUUA
Saccostrea cuccullata (small rock oyster) is the source of this 2132-nucleotide messenger RNA. RefSeq names its product E3 ubiquitin-protein ligase TRIM45-like. Gene Ontology annotation, molecular function: ubiquitin protein ligase activity; zinc ion binding. The record is from RefSeq and is a predicted model, not a curated record. Bases 69 to 2129 code for a protein of 686 amino acids. The transcript has a single exon. Lineage: Eukaryota; Metazoa; Mollusca; Bivalvia; Ostreida; Ostreidae.